AGUGCUUUUCUACUGGUAACAAACUUCUUCGCGCCAAAACUUUCAUCUCAACAUAUGUGAAUGUAAACACUUAAUACAUACUACUAAAUUUUCUAAAUGUUAUUUAUACUGAAAUAAAAUGUGGUGUAUAGUGAAUUUCUCUAGAUUCUCUUUUAAAUUAUGUAUUCUUUUUAAUUAUAAAAUAUAAAAAUAGCAAAUAUAGAUCUAAUGAAUUGGACGGAUUUACCAAAAGAAAUCAACGAAGAUUUUGUUUCAUACAAAGGAGAUUAUGAUUUUCCGCAAUAUUUAUCUGAUGAAAAAGAGUGGGUCAAUUUCAAACAUAAAAAUUUUGAAGAUAAUAUAGAAAUUUUUGAACCCUUCUUAAUAAUGGAAUUGUAUAGAUUUAUACCUUAUUUUGAGGGUAAACACGUCAAAUUUCAUCCUCUUAAUAUGCCUUAUAUUAAAAUAAGAAAAAUAGAAAUAGUCGGAUUUGUGAUAGAUGUUUCUGAAGAUCCUAAAUAUUAUGAAUAUCAUGUUGAUGAUGGAACAGGAAAUAUUAUUAUUUAUUAUGAGAAAGAAGAUUUCAAAAGAGCUGCACUGCAAAGAAAGAAAAUUGACACUAAAUAUAAUAAAAAUGCAAAGAAUAUAGAUAUUAAAUCGUUAAAAACUCAAAAAUGCCCAAAACAUUUACCAAAUCCCCGUCCAAAAUUUAUGUAUUCUCCUGGGACAAGUAUAUCUGAUAUAGCUAUUUUUGAACAUAAUUGGUCACUGGAGACAAAUAAUGGGACAUUGGGUAGAAAACUAAAACGUUGUGCUCAUAUACAUGCAGUAGGUUACUGUACAUUUGAUUUUAUGUAUACAAAGAAAUCAAGCGAUGAAAUUACAUGUGAAGAUUUAUUUAACGCCAAACUAUAUUUUCUUGCAAAUAGAAUUACUUGCAUCAGUGAACACAAAUAUAAUAAAACAUUGCUUUUAUGGAUAAAUACAGUUGUUAGAAGACGAUAUGAUGAAAAUUUAAAUGAAGCAGCAUCUUCUUCCAAAACAUAGAAAUAAAAGUAGAUUCUAAUAUAUUUUACAAAUAUAAAAUGUGACAAUUCUAUACAAUUGUUAAAUGAUGGAAUAAAAUAUUUACAAUGGUACUAGAUA
Molecule: messenger RNA, 1125 nt
Organism: Bombus pascuorum
Lineage: Eukaryota; Metazoa; Arthropoda; Insecta; Hymenoptera; Apidae
Exons: 4
Coding region: 208-1026 (272 amino acids)
Source: RefSeq, a predicted model, not a curated record